ACCUCCUGAGCCUCCUCCUGUGUACGCAUCUUCCAUGGGGAGAUAUGAAGUAUGGGGAGAUCACUCACUUCAGUCACCCGCAGCACAAGCUGCGGUUCGAGUACGCGGAGGUGCCGUUCAAGUGCGACGGGUGCAAGGAGGUGGGCAUCGGCUCCCGCUUCAAGUGCAACCUCUGCGACUUCGACCUCCACCGGCAGUGCGCCCUACCGUCGGCGGCGCCGCUUCGCCACGCUUUCUACCCCAAGUGCGCCUUCCAGUUCCUGGCGCGGCCCCCGGGUGACGCGUUGCGUUUCUGCAACGCAUGCGAGCGCGACGUCGCCGGCUUCGUCCUCCACUGCGGCGCCUGCGGCUUCGACCUCCACCCCUGCUGCGCCGCCCUGCCCCACGUCCUCGACGCCGGCGCAGGCGGGGGCGACGCUGUACGGCUCUAUCUCUACCGGAAGGCGGGCGCGCCGUGCCACCGCUGCGGGCGCAAAGGGCGGAGCUGGAGCUACCGGAGCGCGUGCAAGAAGUACAACCUGCACGUGGCAUGCGUGAUGGAGAUGCUGGAGGAAAGCUGGCACGAGCUCUACAACGGCGGCGGCGGCGGCGGGGACGGAGGUGGGGCCGGGAAGAGGGGGUUGGUGGGCGGCGUCCACGGUGGCAUGGUGGGCGGGGGUUACGGUGUCAGCAAGAUUCCGAGCAUCAAAGGGUGGGAGAAGAACCACCACAGGGGGAAGGGGAAGGUGAAGCGGUGCUGCGAGGUGGCAGCGAUGGCCGUGCAGUUCAUCAUCUCGGCGGUGUUAGGUGAUCCGACGGCCAUCAUCGCCGGCAUCGUUGGCUCCUUCUUCUCCAGAUAAUGUGAUCAAGUGUAGGAUCGACACCUGUGCAUCAACAGCCGUGAAAAAACCGCUUUCUGAAACAGAACCGUCACCGUGGGAAUAAGUGUUGCUGCUUUUGCUUUUUAAGAUUCCCAAAAACAAAAUAACUUAUUUGCUAUUAUACUUUUUCCAAAA
Messenger RNA from Musa acuminata subsp. malaccensis (wild Malaysian banana), 995 nucleotides. The record is from RefSeq and is a predicted model, not a curated record. NCBI's taxonomy places the organism in Eukaryota, Viridiplantae, Streptophyta, Magnoliopsida, Zingiberales, Musaceae.